Messenger RNA from Aphidius gifuensis, 1800 nucleotides. RefSeq names its product microtubule-associated protein Jupiter (gene Jupiter). The coding region runs from base 432 to 1136 and encodes 234 amino acids. The transcript has 4 exons. The record is from RefSeq and is a predicted model, not a curated record. NCBI's taxonomy places the organism in Eukaryota, Metazoa, Arthropoda, Insecta, Hymenoptera, Braconidae. Gene Ontology annotation, cellular component: nucleus.
AUAUUGUUUUUUUUUUUUUUUAAAUAAAACAAAUUAUUAAUUAAACAAAUAAUCAUUGUAAAAAAAAAAAAAAUAAGAGCAGUCGAUUUAUUAGAUUGAUUAAUCUGUCAAAUUGAAUUUUAAAUAUUUUAUAAAACAAUAAAGCAUUAUUUUUUGGAAAUAAUAUUUUUCAACCAAUAAUGUGACGUCACAAAACCCAAGCAUCGAUAUUAACCAAUGAUAUUGUUUCAAACGGUAUUUGAUUAUAUGUGUGUGUAAAAUACUCCAAAAAGUUAGAAGACUCGUUGUGUUUGUCGUGUGCUCUCGUAGACAACGGUUAACCUUCUGUUCUGUGUGACAUCUUAUUUAAUUAUUAAAAAAAUAAUCUCAAUUAACAACAAAAAUAUUAUCUUCUCUUGUCAAAUUAAUAAACAAUCAAGAAAUCAAUCAAGAUGACUUCAACAGGAACAUUCCAGGGAUUAAAUGCUGACCGCAAUUCAAGCAAGGUCUUGAAACCACCAGGUGGUGGAAGCAGUGAUAUAUUUGGAUCAAGUGGACAAACAAGUCCACGUCGUAUUAAAAAUCACAAUCAAUCGCAGCUUAGUUCAGGAUUUUUUGGUGAUUCAACAAAUACAGGAAACACAAGUCCAGAUUCACCACGUGGAAAUAAACCUGGUAAUGAUUCAUACAAACGUCUGUUUGGUCCCCCUGAACCCAUAAACCCAAAUACAAAAAAUCAUAUGCGCAGCAAUAUAUCACUCAGCAGUAGUGAUUAUCAAGACAACUUAUUUACAAUUAAAAAGAUGAACGGUAUUAAUGGUGUUCUACCAUCAAAUGGCAAUUCCAUUAUCAACGGAAAUGCAUUUACUAAUGAUAACACAGGAGGAAGCUCCUGCAUGCCACGUAAUCCAGUAACUGGCGAUGGAAUUAUUAUCACGCCAAUAAAACGCAACUUACGAAAAUGUAGAGAUGGAAAUCCAGUAACUGGUGCUGGUUAUAUUGAGAAUGGAAAUAAUGGUGGAUCGCAAAAUGGUAGCAGUGCAUCAAGUAUUAAUGGUGAUAAUAGAUCAACAACUGAUUCAUCACCAGCAAGUGUUACCAGCAAACCAGUACGUGGUCGUGUUCCACCAGGUGGUUUCUCAUCCGGUCUUUGGUAAAUCAACCACCAAAAUACCUAACGAAGAAACAAUUAUUAAUAAAAACAACACACAUCAUCAUCAUCAUUGAAUCAUCAACAGAAGAAUCUCAAAUUAAUUAUCAAAAAUAAAAAUAAAACAUUCUUGCUUCUUUUUUUUUUUUUAAAUAUACUUAAACUAUUUGAAGAAAAAAAAAAAAAAAAUACAUUUGAGAUUUAUUAAAAUAUUAAAUUACUGGAUAUGUCGAUACGAUAUUUUUUUUUUUUUUUUAAUUAAUUAAUAAACGAGUGUCUUUAAUAAUAUAAUAAUCGGAAUUAAAUUUAAAUAAUUUUUUUGAUUCAAUAAAAAAUUAAAUGCACCAUAAUGUUUAGAGUGCUUUUUUACCUUGCUUUAUUACCUUUUUUUUUUUUUUCUUUUCUAUUUCGUUUCACACGUUGAUUUUUCUUCUGCUUUGCUUUAGCAAUUUUUUCUUAGUUUAAUUAUAUUAAUUAUUAUUAUUUUUUUUUAUAUUAUUAUUAUUAAUAAAUUCCUUAUAAUAUUUCGAGCAAAACGAGGUGCACUUAAAUGAUUUCUAUGAAUCUCAAGAGCAACUUUGUAAAAGCCUUCUUGAUCUAAAAUAUUUAUAUAUAUUUUCUUUACUAAUUUAAAUUAAUCAACGUGCGUGAUUAUUUCCUCAUAAUAUAUA